AGCCGACCCUAAGUCUUUCUGUUGGUCUUGGAAUCGUCUUUGUUGCUGGUUGCAGGGCCGCCAUCGCCAAUUUCUCUCACCUCCUUGUAGGGCAGUGUGAAGAUUCGUCAGCCAGCAUGGCGAAGCAGAUCAGUGAGAUCAAGGACUUUCUUCUCACGGCCCGGCGCAAGGACGCCCGCAGCGUCAAGAUCAAGCGCUCCAAGGAUGUCGUCAAGUUCAAGGUGAGGUGCUCGAAGUACCUCUACACCCUAUGCGUCUUCGACUCCGACAAGGCUGACAAGCUGAAGCAGUCCCUGCCCCCUGGUCUCACUGUUCACGACUUGUAGAGCGAUGAUUUUCUCUGUUGAUGCUUCCAGGAUGGCACUGGCGCUGGGAAUUGUUUAGUGCUCGCCGUCUUGAUGUCGAGUAGGCAUGGAUAGCGAAUUAAGAUUCGGAAUGCAGAAUGGAAUACAGUUUCGGAGCAAGAGGGAUAUCCCUUUUUCUUUAUCCCUCUACCUCUUUUAACUUACUGUACUUGGGAGAUUUAUUUGAAUGUCAUUUGAGAUUUUAGGGUUACCUCUGCAUGCCCUGCACGAAUA
Molecule: messenger RNA, 578 nt
Organism: Physcomitrium patens
Lineage: Eukaryota; Viridiplantae; Streptophyta; Bryopsida; Funariales; Funariaceae
Product: large ribosomal subunit protein eL38z/eL38y
Biological process (GO): translation; protein-RNA complex assembly
Cellular component (GO): cytosolic large ribosomal subunit; ribosome
Molecular function (GO): structural constituent of ribosome
Source: RefSeq, a predicted model, not a curated record